This is a messenger RNA of Micromonas pusilla CCMP1545, 276 nucleotides long. RefSeq lists its product as uncharacterized. Bases 1 to 276 code for a protein of 91 amino acids. The transcript has a single exon. NCBI's taxonomy places the organism in Eukaryota, Viridiplantae, Chlorophyta, Mamiellophyceae, Mamiellales, Mamiellaceae. The record is from RefSeq and is a predicted model, not a curated record.
AUGGCGCCGCUGUUCACGUCCGCGAGGGAGGGCGACGAGGGGUACGAGCGGAGCGCGGGCGUCGCGCGGCGGAUGGGGAUGGCGACGGAGGAGGGCGAAGGGCGCGGGGCGCGGAGGAGGAGGAGGAGGAGGAGGAGGAGGGAGGAAAAGAUCGCGCUGAUCGAUCGCGAAGCCGGGAAAAAAGUCGUCGUCGGGGUGGGCGCGGCGUCGAGCGUGCUCGCGCUCGAGAGCGUCUUCGUCGCGCUGAGACGCGCGCUCGAGGACGGGAACGUGUAG